CUCCCACAAAAAUUUCAUAUUUUAUUUUCCGCCUUUUGCCAUUUUAAUAGCAUUUGCCCUUCUCCAAUUUACCCAAACAGUACACAUAAACGCACUACUAAAUGAGCUUCUUUGGACUUGGAAAACUCACUGGUAUUGGAAAGCAGAAGCAAUCCAGCACGCCGUCGUCAGCUGCAGCAAAAGUCCAGCCGCCACUAUUUCUACGCAAGAACCAUGCGCUGUCGCACCUAGUCAAGGGAAGCUUCAAGGGCGUGGUGCAGCUGCCGAAAUACACAGACCUCAAUGAAUGGCUGUCAAUAAACACAUUCGAGUUUUUCAACUUAGUCAACAUGUUUUACGGGGUGAUCACUGACUUUUGCACAAUCAACGAGUGCCCGACAAUGAGCGCAGGGCCCAGUACUGAGUAUACAUGGACCGACACACAACGUAAGACCAUUAAACUGGCGGCCCCGCAAUAUAUUGACUACGUCUUGUCCCAGAUCCAGACAACGCUUGAUGACGAGCGCGUGUUUCCAACAAAAAUUGGAGCUGAUUUCCCAAAGGAUAUUCGCGCCACCUUAUGUGUCAUCUAUCGCCACUUGUUCCGAAUCCUGGCGCAUGUAUACUGGUCGCACUACGUCGAGCUGCUGAACUUGAGGAUUGAGGGCCACAUCAACUCCUUGUUUGCGCAUUUCAUAUCGUUUGCCAAGGAAUUUGACCUCCUCGACCGCAAGGACAUUGCGCCGAUGGCUGAUCUCAUUGUGUUCUACGAGCAGCAGGGCAUUAUUGUUUCUUGAGGCUCUGCCGCCUUUUCUGCUAUAUUUUACAUCCUUUCAAUACAUGUUUUAAAUUUGUUC
This is a messenger RNA of Kickxella alabastrina, 836 nucleotides long. RefSeq names its product Mob1/phocein. Gene Ontology annotation, cellular component: nucleus; cytoplasm. The record is from RefSeq and is a predicted model, not a curated record. The transcript has 2 exons. Gene Ontology annotation, biological process: signal transduction; cell division; positive regulation of protein phosphorylation. NCBI's taxonomy places the organism in Eukaryota, Fungi, Kickxellomycota, Kickxellomycetes, Kickxellales, Kickxellaceae. Bases 102 to 776 code for a protein of 224 amino acids. Gene Ontology annotation, molecular function: protein kinase activator activity.